Molecule: messenger RNA, 1979 nt
Organism: Nothoprocta perdicaria
Lineage: Eukaryota; Metazoa; Chordata; Aves; Tinamiformes; Tinamidae
Gene: RNASET2
Product: ribonuclease T2
Exons: 9
Coding region: 30-797 (255 amino acids)
Biological process (GO): RNA catabolic process
Cellular component (GO): extracellular region
Molecular function (GO): RNA binding; ribonuclease T2 activity
Source: RefSeq, a predicted model, not a curated record
CACCUUUUUACAGCUACCUGACUAACAAAAUGAAGCCUCCUAAGCUGCACUAUUGGAUUCUUGGUUGUUUCUCUAUGGCGCUGUGCUGUGGAUGUACUGCAGAUACAUCCCUGCUAAGUGACACUCACCCGCAUACGUGGGAUAAACUAUAUCUUGCUCAUCACUGGCCAGUGACUGUAUGCAAGAUGAGUGCUAAUGAUUGUGAAGACCCUCCAGAAUACUGGACGAUCCAUGGACUCUGGCCUAACAAAGUUGACGAUUGUAACAGGACAUGGCACUUCAAUGUCACCGAGAUUAAGGAUCUUAUGCUAGACAUGAGACGCUAUUGGCCUGAUGUGCUUCAUUCCUCCCAGAAUCGCACCCAGUUCUGGAAACAUGAGUGGGAUAAGCAUGGAACUUGUGCAGCGACACUGCAGAUCCUUAAUUCUCAGAAGAAGUAUUUUGGUAAAGCUCUGGACCUCUACAAGCAGGUUGAUCUUAACAGUUCUCUCCUGAAAGCUGGGAUAAAGCCGGGCAGUACAUAUUACAAGAUGACUGCCUUAAAGGAAGCUCUCACAAGGGCUUAUGGUGUAACACUGAAGAUCCAAUGUCUGCCUCCAGAAGAGGGUGAAAAAGCCCAGACAAUUGGCCAGAUUGAGUUCUGCUUCACCAAAAAUCUGGAGCUGAGAAACUGCACAGAGCCGAAGGGUGGAUCCAAGGGGAUGCAGACUGGCUUGCAGCUGGGAACUGGGGAGUUGUCUGUCUGCAAUGAUACUCUCCCUACCUACUACCCUUUACAGGUCCAAGGUCACAAAUGAAAMCACAAGCGCUUGAAAAACUUUUUAAACAACAACCCUUUAAGCAUUAUACCUUAGAAAGCAGUCUUGACUUGGCAGUAUUCCCCAAACCUGUCCAUUUUUAUUGGCAUGCUGUAAAGAUUUCUGCUGGAAGCAGAAUUCUUUUCUCUUUACCUUUCUGUGGUAAAGGAGAAUGGCCUGCACUGUAUUGUCUGCUGCAAUAGGCUGAAGACCUGAAUUGUUGGAGUUCGUAUCUGAUUUCCAGUUUUGUGUGGAUUGUUUUGGCUCAUUUACAGUUGAAUCAAUGCUCAAAAGAGAACUGUGCCUUGUUUCAUUUGCAGUUGUCUCCCACAUUAGCUGCUUUAUUCUACUUUUUGCCAGUGCCAGGGGGGUCAAGUCGUCCUUUAUUCUGAAAGGAUGCUUGUCACCCUGAGGUGAGAUGACAGUUUUUGGGGGAAAAAUGUUACACAGAAGAACUUUGAGAGCUGCCUGGAGGUCCUUUUCCAAACUGAACACUCACUGCCUUCCAGACAUACUAAAUAGAGGCCACGUCCUCUGGGACGUUAAACCUUUUCUUACCCAUAAAUCACUGAGGACCAAAGACAACAACUUUUGCACAACUUCUUAGCAAAUGACGUUCACCAGCUUUUGGCAUCUGUGGUUUUGGGUGCCCUUCUCAGGAUGCCACAAAGCUUUUUAUUUGCAGGUUGUCCUCUUUUCCUAAACUUAGGUUUGCCUCAGUCGUUCUAUACACUCAUGAGGAACUACCAGUUGUACAAUAGCUACCAUAGCUAGCAUAGAAAAAAUGUUAUGCCAUAAAAGUAUGAUAUUUAUUCAUAUUUUUCAUCUCAUUUAAGCGUUAASUACUUCUACAGAGGUGUGAGUGCCUGAAAUUCAUUUAAAAAUAUGAGAUUUUUCAUUUAGUUCCUAGAAACAGCUUUUUGUAGGAGAAACAGUAAAUACUACGGGAUUUUCAGUGUAAAGUACAARUGCUGGCAGUAGUGUAUCUCCAGCCAAUAAUAAUUAUGUGCAAUAAAGCUAAAAGUUUCCAAAUGGGACCAAAUUGGGAUAACAUGCUGUGUUGAUAAAAGUGUCCCAAAUUGUCUCUCAAAGAAAUCAUGGCUCAAAGAACCAUCUGUUAGAAAAAUAUCACUUGAAAAACAUGAAAUGCAGUGUUAGGAACAAAAAAUUGCUCUGUUUUUC